GACAAGAGCGACAAAGCUGGAGGUGGUGUGGAAGAAGAAGCUUUCAGUCUCACAGGAAGACAAUGAUGUCUUCUGGGUCUAAAGCUCUCCUCCUGAUCUCCACCCAACAACAACUUAUAGCUAACAUAGGGUGAAUUGGGCUUCCAUGAUGAUGAAGAAAGAGACACCGGCAUGGGAAUAGCGACGCAGCCAUCUCAGCCCGCCUGCGCCUACCUCAGCCCGCCCAAGUCCGCCUACAGACCCCUCGCCGGGCAUAUUUCACCUACGUCUAUGUCCCAAGGCUACCACCAAAGCCUCUUCAGCUUCUCCGAUGGGUUCGGCCGGUCCAUAAGCCAAGAGCAGCAGCAGCACAUCGCGCAACAGAGCCGGAGAGAUAAGCUAAGGGUGCAAGGAUUCGACGCUGCUGGUAACCCUCUCGUUCCGAUCGAUGAGGAAGGCGAGGUGGCCGGCAUCUACGAGCCCGCUAGCGUCGGAGCCAGCAACAUGUUAUCGGACAUGUUCAAUUUCUCGGCAGCAGCACCGUCGGCCACCGAGCUGCUCGCUAGCCAGAUAUCCGGCGGCUACCGCCUCCCGCCGAGGCCAACAGCGGUGGGUAGCUUCCCGGCCGAUUGGUACGGAGGCCGUCAAGGAGUGGUACUGGGAGGUAACAGCGGUUUGAGCUCAAUUGGUGAAUCGACGUCGAAGCACCACCAUGAUGGCGGCCAGCAACAUCCGUUGAUGGGCUUGAACGCCGACUCGGCUGCUGCGAUGCAGCUUUUUCUGAUGAAUCCACCACAGCCAGCGCCGCCGCCGCCACAACCGAGGUCUCCCUCUCCACCUCCACAAGCGGCUCCUCCCACACUCCACCACCACCACCACCACCAUCCCCAGUCCUUCGGAGGAGAGGCGUCCUUUGGUGGAGGGCCAGUAGAAGGAAAAGGGCUCUCCUUGUCGUUGUCUUCAUCUCUGCAACAGUUUGACAUGGCCAAAGCUGAUGAGCUAAAACUCCGGGAAGGGAUGCUGUACUUUAACAACCAGCAGCAGCAGCAGCAUCCAACAUCACACUUGCAAGGUCAUGGUGAGCCGGCGCACAUGGGCUACGGCGCCAUGGCCGCAGUGAACGUGCUCAGGAACUCCAAGUACGCCAGGGCGGCGCAGCAGCUCUUGGAGGAGUUCUGCAGCGUGGGGAGAGGCCAGUCGAAGGCGACUAGGGUAGGCCGGCAACGAGGAGGAGGCUUUUCCAACCCUGACGCUAACCCUAGUGUCGCUGGCGCUGCCGGUGGUGGUGGUGGUGCUUCCACUUCAGCUGCUGCAUCUUCUUCUUCCUCCAAACCAGACAUCACUACUACCUUGUCUUCUGCAGAUAAAUUUGAGUACCAGAGGAAGAAAGCCAAGCUUAUCUCGAUGCUUGAUGAGGUGGACAGAAGAUACAACCACUACUGCGACCAGAUGCAGAUGGUGGUGAACUCCUUUGACUCGGUUAUGGGAUUCGGAGCGGCGGCGCCUUACACAGCCCUCGCACAGAAGGCCAUGUCGCGACACUUCCGGUGCCUCAAGGAUGCAAUCGCCACACAGCUGAAGCAAACGUGCGAGCUUCUGGGUGACAAAGAGGGCGCGAGCGGCUCCGGCAUCACCAAGGGAGAGACGCCGCGCCUCCGCUUUAUCGACCAGAACUUACGCCAGCAGCGUGCGUUCCACCAGAUGGGGAUGAUGGAGCAGGAAGCCUGGCGGCCACAGCGCGGCUUGCCGGAGCGCUCCGUCAAUAUUUUGAGAUCUUGGCUUUUCGAGCACUUCCUUCACCCGUACCCUAGUGAUGCAGAUAAGCAUUUGUUGGCACGGCAGACAGGUUUAUCCAGAAAUCAGGUCUCCAACUGGUUCAUCAAUGCUCGGGUCCGCCUAUGGAAGCCCAUGGUGGAGGACAUGUACCAACAGGAGUUCAAAGAGGAGGGGGAGGAAAGCGAGAAGGGUGAGACGAGCCGCCAAAGAGCACAGUCACCACCACCACCACCACAGCAGCAGCAAACACAGCAAGUCCGCAGAGUAGGAGAAGCCAACGCUCCCGCGGAAGGUGACCCCUCCGCGAGCUCGUCUUCCAUGAGCAGGCAGCACCACUUUGUCUCCUCCUCCGAGACCCUGCCGCCGGGCGUCGCUUUCUCCCACCACGGCCACUCGAGUGGCGGUAGCGACGAUAACGUCCUCAUCAUGCCGCACGUGCCCACAAGCGACGUGUACCGGUUCGGGACGACCGCCGGGGCAGCCUCAUCGCUUGGGGCACCUGCGCCGGCGAGGUUCGGCACCACCGGCGACGUGUCGCUCACCCUCGGACUACGGCACGCCGGUGGCAAUCCGUCGGAGAAGAGCCAGUUCUCGGUUCGGGACUUCGGUGGCUGACAAGAGAGAGAAAGAGGCAUCAGGAGAUCCAACAGCUUCCUUCCUUUAACCAAUGUAGCUCUCUUACUCCUCCCCUCACUUUGAAAUUAUGGAGCAGAACUAUAGCAAGAAAAAGACAUAGAACUGUGGGUCAUAGAUUGGUUUUGCAGGCUGUUCUUUCCUACUUCCUUCUAAAAUUUUACAGAGACAUAAUGGUAUUGGUGAGAUAGUUACUGUGAUUUUUAUCUCA
Molecule: messenger RNA, 2599 nt
Organism: Musa acuminata subsp. malaccensis (wild Malaysian banana)
Lineage: Eukaryota; Viridiplantae; Streptophyta; Magnoliopsida; Zingiberales; Musaceae
Product: BEL1-like homeodomain protein 4
Biological process (GO): regulation of transcription by RNA polymerase II
Molecular function (GO): DNA-binding transcription factor activity, RNA polymerase II-specific; RNA polymerase II cis-regulatory region sequence-specific DNA binding
Source: RefSeq, a predicted model, not a curated record